This is a messenger RNA of Cydia strobilella, 2509 nucleotides long. RefSeq names its product probable chitinase 10. The record is from RefSeq and is a predicted model, not a curated record. The transcript has 6 exons. Lineage: Eukaryota; Metazoa; Arthropoda; Insecta; Lepidoptera; Tortricidae. The coding region runs from base 78 to 722 and encodes 214 amino acids. Gene Ontology annotation, cellular component: extracellular region. Gene Ontology annotation, molecular function: chitin binding.
CAGUUGAGCUGUUUUUCUGUCCAUUGUGUUGUACUACAAGUGUUUAGUGUUACCAGUAUAAAAAAUAAUUUAACGUAAUGAUUGCUAGAAGUUUAACUUUCUUAUUGGCGCUGGGAGCCACCAUGGCGACGUACCGCUCCUUCGAGGGUGUGAACCCCAAUACCCUCUCCUGCGACCCUGAGGGCCAGAUUUUCCUCCUGCUGCCUCACCACGAAGAGUGCGAUAAGUUCUACAUGUGUACUCACGGAAAGGAGGUUCAGUUCCAAUGUCCCAAAGGCACCAUCUUUGAUUUUGAAAUACAGGGUUGCGAGUGGUCCUGGGCGACCACUUGCGAGCUUCGCCCGCCGAUUAAGGAAGAUUCUUCCAGUGAGGAAUCUUUCGAGGGCUCCGGAGACAGCAGCGAAGAACAUUGGUCUCCGAAGGACAACGCUCAGAUCGGUGUCUUGGACCUGCUGAGCAGUGCUGUCGUGAAACCAGUGGAUGCACAAAACUUCCGCACCAUCUUGGACUGCGAGAGUCCGGCGUCUGCUGCCAAGCGGCUGCCGUACAGAGGUGACUGCCAGCGUUACUGGAGCUGCUCCAACGGCGUACCUCAAGCCGCGUUCUGCUCUGACGGCCUGUUCUUCAACGAACGCACGCAGCAGUGCGACUUCGAGGCCAACAGCAAGUGCGUCGACAGCCAGCAUAACGAGCUGGGCGGAGAAUUUAUUGAGUACAAGUAAUUUUAUUUCUGUGAAGUUCGAAGACCAGCUUUAUUUUAUAAAGGCCACCCCACACUGGCGUCUUUUGAACGUCGGCGUCGUCUGUAUCUUUAGGUAGUUAAAUAAAUGUAAACAAUGUGUUUUUAGCUUUUCGGGUACUUGAAACAUUUAUCAGUUAACCAACCAAAAUAGAAAACUGCCCGGAUCUGUUCCUUCAUCGUUCUGGCUUUAACCUAUUUCAUUUAAUCGUGUAAUGUACCCUCAAAUGAGAUAGAAUAGAUAUUCGAUCUCGUUUUAGGUUCUUUACUAGGGCGAAGUAAUAGCAAAUAUUACAAUACUAAAUUACUAUAGAUUGAUCAAGUCAUUUCGAUUUAUUCUUAUUAACAAAAUAGCCCGAUUAUAGCAGCUUCGUUGUUAUGUUGAGAAAGUAAUAUAUCGCAGUAAAAAUUCUGUAAGUUUUGGCAUUUGGCACAUCGAGUUAAAUUAAUUGAUCUGAAGAGUUUUCUUGCCCAAUAAAAUACCUAAUUGUGGUUUGUUUACAUUCUUUUAAAUAACUACCUUGGCUGAAUGCGCCAGGAGCCCGAUGCCAUUUAAAAAAAAAACCUACCUAAUGAUACAGACUUAAGUCAGUACAAAGUAAUGUCGCUCAGCAGUUGCACCAACGUUGCGUCGAGCGGCAGCUAUUAUAUAGAGUUGACUAGAUGCUAACGCUCGGGAGACGCUAGAGUGGGGUCUCUCUAAAGCUACAAAUUAUACCUUCUCGCGUCGACAGUUAGUCCUUAUGAUAGUUCAUUUUUAUAGACAGACAUUUUCUGGAAGUUAAGCACAAUAAUUUAUUAAAAAAGAGACAUGUAAGUUAUGUUAUGAAAAUACAGUCAAAACAUAGAUAGAUAGAUAAUAGUUUAUACUUUAUUCAUCACACAUGGUAAUCGACCACCAUGCCUGAGAAACCUUAGCUGAGGACCGUGACGGAUGGCGCAAGCGUGUUGUGGAGGGGAGUAGGCUAUGCGACCAAGCCUGGUUUAAUGCGUUAGAUAGCAGAAGGUGUCGCAGAAAGCAAACCGGGACUGGAACCUCGGGUGGCAUGAGCUUUCUCUGCCAAAAAUGUGGGAGGUCGUUCCGCUCACAUCUAUCUUUGCGCUCACGCAUCGGCCUCCACAGUCACCAAACCCGUUGCCUAAACAACAAUGUAUAAAUCGUUUGCAAUGGACGCAAAGGCCUGUGAUGAUGUACACAAUAUCUAUACUAACUAGUGCGACUAGUCAGGAAUUAUUAAACUAAGGUUGCAUGUCAUAAUUUGUAACAUUACACUUCAUUAAAUUCAUUUAUUAUAUUCUUCAAUUGUUUUUAAAUCAAGCCCAACCAAGAGAUUUUAAGGAACUGUCAUAUAAUAAAGGGACCAUCUAUGGAUGGUAUAGAAAGGAUGCCAAUCUCUUAUGGCAGAAUUGUUGCAAAAGUGACCGCUUUCUGCUUUAAAUAAUAGUUCCUAUAAUCUCUCCGGUGGCGCUAGUUAAGCUCUGGGACAUGAGUAUAACAUGAACCAUAUGAGGCAAAAAGUAACCCGACCAAAUUACGUAGGUUGCUUUUGGUAGUAUUUCGGUGUAUGGUGGCGCCGCCUAAUUACUGUUUUUUGAUGGACACUUUUCAUACAUAGAGAUUUGGCUCGUUUAUAUAGUCUCCUUGGGACCAUCAUUCGACUCGAGGUGCCACCGACUGUCGUAACUCGAGGAAGUUAAGUGUACAUUUGCUAAGACAUAUUUUAUUGUGACAUGAGAUUAUGAUGGGACGUAUUUCUUGUGUUUGUUUGA